UGCGGAGCAGAGAUGCGCAUGUGACGACAAAAAGCGGACGCAGGGAGCCGGUUUUGGGUCUUUUUCACCGUGAAGACGCGGAGAAGAUCUGCGCUCCGCCGGCCGACACCCCCGGGCUGCUCGGACCUGAACGCACCGGGUCCGCUCGGACUGAACCGACGCCGCGGCGAGUGACGACAGGGAGGCCGGCUCAUUAUCCAGCAGACGGCCGGGAAGGUCCUCCCACCCGCCCGGUGGCUGCCUAUUUAUACGGUGACCGCCGCGGGUCGCGAUAACGGGACGCCACUGGGACACAGAGACGUAAACCACAGCGCGUGCCGGCUCUGGCCCAGGCUGCAGCCAUGCCUCUUCUGGAAGAGACCGCUCUGCCGACAGAGCACCCACCUACUGUCCCCGUGGUCAUCAUAGGAAACGGGCCUUCCGGUAUUUGCCUGUCCUACCUGCUGAGUGGAUACAAGCCCUACUUAGACACGGCAACUGUCCACCCAAACCCAAUACUGUACAGAAAACUGCAGGAAACCAAGCACCUCCCGAUCACAGAGCAGGAUUUGGAAUUUCUGAGCGAAGGUCUCGAGGGGAGGUCCAGGAAUCCCGUCGCUGUGCUUUUCGACACCCUGCUGCACCCCAAUGCUGACUUUGGCUACGAGUUCCCUCCUGUCCUGCAGUGGAGGAGGGACAAGCAGCAGCAGAUCCCACAUCUGGUUCUGGGGAGGGCAACACCUGGGGGAGCCUGGCAUGCGAUGGAAGGCUCCAUGCUGACUAUUAGUCUCGGCAUCUGGAUGGAGCUUCCUGGGGUCAACUACCGAGACCUGACUAAUGGGAAACGCAGGGAUGUCACCAGCGACAGAGCCACCCCAGAAGAGAUCUCUUCCUAUUACCGUAACUACGUGAAGCUAAAGGGUCUCCAAAAGAAUUUCGCUGACAACACCUACGUGACCUCUGUCCAGAAACUCUGCCGGGGGCAUGAGGGGGAAGGUCUGGAAAAUGGGCAUGCCGAUCAAGGAGACGAAGGGGUGGGAGAUGGUGGGAAUGAGGGCUUUGAGGGGAAUGGAGUAGAGAGUGUAAACAGUGGAGGAGGUGGGGCUCUCUGGGAGGUGAGGGGAUACCAGCAGGUGCAGAACGACACCCAUGUUCCCUUUUCUCUGUUUGCGGAGAACGUAGUCCUGGCCACCGGUGCGUCCGAUUCGCCUGUCCGAUUAGGUGUCGAGGGGGAGGAUCUUCCUUUCGUGUUCCACAGCAUCUCAGACCUGGGCUUGGCCGUGAGCCGGAGGAAACUGGAUGUGAACUCUGAUCCGGUUCUGAUCGUAGGCGCCGGUUUAAGUGCCGCUGAUGCCGUUCUGUGCGCUUGUAGCAGCAACGUCAGAGUGCUGCAUGUGUUCCGUAAGAGCGUAGACGACCCAGACCUCAUCUUCAAGCAGCUGCCCAAGACCCUGUACCCAGAGUACCACAAAGUCUACAACAUGAUGUGCUCUCAGGCCUACACAAGUGUGGCCCCUUCUUCUGCCCCUAAUAGACCCCAGGCAGUCAGCAUCGCCUCCUCAGUAUGUGCCAAGAUGUGCCCAAAGCCCCAGCUUGCAGCGGGUAACGUGGCCGGUAAUGCUAGCGUCGGCCUGUUUCCCGACUACACCAGUUUCCCUGAGCACUGCGUGGUGUCCUUCCAGUCCGAUAUGAAGUGUUUGCUGCAGGGGAACAAUUCCCUCAAGGCAUUCAAGAUCUCCAUGGCCCUGGUACUGAUUGGGACCAACCCAAAUCUGUUCUUCAUGAAGGGGCAGGGCCAGUACCUCGGCCAGGAUCCAACCAGACCUAUCUCCUGCAAGCAAAACCCCAUUGACAUCCACCCUUACACUUUUGAGUGUACCAAGGAGCCAGGUCUGUUCGCCAUGGGCCCGCUGGUGGGAGACAACUUUGUUCGCUUUUUGAAGGGCGGCGCGUUAGGCAUCGCCUCCUGUCUGCUGAAGAGACUCAAGAAUAAAGGGAAGCUCAUCAGCAAUGGGGGAAAUAACUUCAUCUGAAAGCAGGACGGUGGUCGUUUUGCUGGUCUUAGGGCACAGAUUGCAAACCGUUGAUGUAGAAGGCAAAGUUCUAAUAUGUUUUUCUCAUUAAUGCAGUGUUUUAUCAUCAAAGCUAAGGCAUUUUUACAACUUUAUGAGACCAAAAAGACAAUGGAUGUACACCAAUUAGUUUCUAAAGAAACAAAAGACAGCUUUGUAGGGUGUUGCCUGGCUUCAUAAGAAGUCCCCAUAUGUCCAAGCUACCAUGUGCGAAUGUUUUCUAGUCAAUCUGUAACCUCAUAACUGAAUGGGACCUUCUUAUUUUCAUCAGGGUUAUUUAUUCAUUCACCGUGUGUCUUUAAUCCAUCUACUAACAACACUUAACUUGCAUCUUGCUUUAAGUCUCCUUUAGCUUCAGCUUCAGGAGAUGGAACACUCCAUUUCAAUCCAUGCAACUUUUAGCUAAAGUUGUGUGGGUGCUCGCAGAGCAACCUGUGGUCCCACUUACAACACCUAUAAACUCGACAGAACACAAUCACGAGUGUUUGCAAUAUGACAAGCACACCAGAUUUAUCUCAGAACCUGUGACCCAACAAGUUCAUGGCUAAGAAGCCUUAGUAGGCGGUUUUCUACUGCAGGAACUCAGAGCCUUGUGAUCGGUAGUUCCAGUCUUUCUUUUUCCAUUGUGGUGUAAGAUCCAAAAACUUUGACUGUGACGUUAAAUUCGAGUGCACCAAGACAAUGACCAAAAUACCAGCUACUGGAUGCAACACCAAUUCUAUGAGCGUGUAGGAAAUCAAGCAAUGGAGGUUUGGUUUGUUAGUCUAUAUGAUGAGUUUUAUGAUGUUGAUGGCGAUGUUAGAGAGGACAAAACUGCUCAUCAACGAGGGCAUCAAGAGAGCUUUUUGUCCUUUCUAAGUUUAACAGCAUUUUUACAGGGCCACUAUAAAGAACCCCCCGAGAUGGUACUUUUCCCACCAAAACAGCCCUGAAAGGGAUCAAUCUUGUGAUCGGAUGUUGCUUAAAGGUUCCUGCAGUGGAAAACGGUUUAGUGUUCCUGAUUAUUGAGCCUGCUUUUUAAAAAACAUCUUCUUUUAGCUGCUAUUGUAGGUAGUUGGAGCCAUAGCCUAAUAAAUUUGACCUGUUGCUUUGGUUAUACGACUACUAAAAGGCUUUCUAUACAAAUAAUUACACUUACAGAUCCCAUUGCUAAUGUAGAUUAGCAAUUGUACUGUUUGGAUUCAAGCACCCCGGCAAAAGAUAUGGUCAUUAAAGGAUCACUCUGGUGUUUUACAUGUUAAAAACUACAAAAAGAAACUAGUCUCAAAUUCACACCCCUAACAUUAUAUUUGUUGCAAUGUUAAUGUUUGCUUAUUUCUUUUUCAAGAAGAAAUCUUUCAACUUUAAAUUCAGAAACUUGUGUCUACCUAUCCCAUAAGGACAGACUUAGACUAAAACAAAGAUGGACACGGUGUUCACUGUGAGCGUUAAAACAAGAAACACCAGUAUGAUCCUUAGCCCUUUAAUUAUAAUUGCCAAUUAAGCGAUGACGAGAGAAAAGUCAUCCACUUCUUGCCUUGGUGAACCAUUAAUCUCAACACUUUUACAACACUGCAGAUUUUCUUGUCAUUUUAGGGCAGAAUGACUGUUAAGUGCCAAAUAAGUUUAGAAAGGUUACGAGGAGUGACAGUAGCGACCUUUUUUUUUUCCAUUUCUACUAUUUUAUAUUUUUCUUUUCAGUCAUUUAAAACGUGUUUGCAAAACUAUGAUGCCAUAUGCAGAAUUCUUUGCUCAUGCACAGCUCAGGCUUUGUUUACUGUGAUGUGACAUUUUGAACCUUGUGUAGGAAAAUCUUCUUUUUUUAAACCCCCUUCUAUACAUAUGCGUCAGUGAUGGGGGUAAAGCAUUACCUAAUAACAUGUUAGUCUUAUUUUUUUUCCACUAACAACAUAGUUUGACAUAUUACUGUUUAGGUUUCAUAUAACAGUUAACUAGUGAAAAUGUUACUUGUGUUAACUACUGAAGUUCGGCUGAAUUAUACCUUGAUACUUUUUUUCACUGACUUCUGUUUUUGAUAUAAAUAUUAAAUAUAUGCAUGCAGGCAUGAAGUAUUGCCUAGCAGCAGCUGCUGAGAGCAGAAGACGGACACGAGUUAGGACGGUGGAUUUAAGGACUGAACAGGGUGGCUCCAAUGUGGACAUAACUUUCUAUUGUUGUUUUGGCUUUACUUAAAGAUUAAAAUACAAGGAUGUUGCAUCCAGGUGAGACACACAGUUAGGACCAAAAGUAUUUACAGCCAAUGGAAACCUUUGAUUUAAAGUGAUUUUUUUUUGACCAACAGGUUUCUUCUGGCUGGAAAUGACAAAAACAAGCAACAAAAGAUGGUAAGACAUCCUUUUAGAGAUGAUUAUGGUAAAUUUUAACUAUUUCUAUGGUUUAAAACGUGACAUUUCUUUAAAAAAAAAAAAAAAAAAAAGUUAAUCAUUAA
Molecule: messenger RNA, 4479 nt
Organism: Amphiprion ocellaris (clown anemonefish)
Lineage: Eukaryota; Metazoa; Chordata; Actinopteri; Pomacentridae
Gene: osgin2
Product: oxidative stress induced growth inhibitor family member 2
Exons: 6
Coding region: 342-2012 (556 amino acids)
Source: RefSeq, a predicted model, not a curated record